GACUAUUUUGGAAUCACUAGAUCGAAUAUCUAACGAAGAAAAUCGUACAAAGAUCGGGUUUAUCACAGUGGAUACAUCAUUACACUUUUACAGUCUUAAUUCUAACUCAUCUGAACCUCAAAUGUUGGUGGUUUCUGACCUUGAAGACGUGUUUCUUCCACAACCCGAUGAUUUAUUAGUCAAUUUAACUGAAGCUCGUUCAGUAGUUGAGUCGUUGCUUAGUCGUCUUGGUGAUAUGUUCAAAGAUACACAUAUUGUCGGCAACGCUCUGGGAUCCGCUUUGCUGGCCGGCUUCAAAUUAAUUUCUCCGAUAGGUGGUAAAAUCGUAGUGUUACAAUCUAGUCUACCAAAUAUUAAUCCUGGACAAUUGAAAAUUCGAGAAGAUUCUAAAGCAUUGGGGACUCCAAAAGUAUUUUAUGCAUUACCUUAUGGUGAAUCUUCUCUUUUACAAUCUGCAGAGCCUUUUUAUAAAAAAUUUGCUGUUGAUUGUUCUCGAUCACAAGUUUGUGUGGACAUGUUCUUACUCGGAUCGCAGUAUUCUGAUGUAGCGACAUUAAGUAUGGUUUUUAUCGCUUAUAAUAAAGCAUUAUCUAUAAUUGAUGCUCACAGUUGCUGUCCGCGGUACACUGGUGGACAAACUUAUUUUUAUCCUGCAUUUAAUGCUGGUAGAUCAGAAGAUGCUCUUAAGUUUGCCCAUGAAUUUGCGGAAUUUUUGGCUAGUCCAAUUGCAUUGGAAGCAGUAAUGCGUGUUAGAGCUUCGAAAGGUCUGCGUAUGACUGCUUUUCACGGGAAUUUCUUUGUUCGUCAAACGGAUCUGCUUGCUUUACCCAAUGUUUCAAGAGAUCACUCUUAUGCCAUCGAAGUUGGUAUAGAAGAAAACAUAACAACACCAACUGUUUGUUUUCAAACUGCUCUUUUACAUACAACUUGCUUUGGUGAAAGAAGGAUUCGUGUAUUAACAUUAGCAUUGCCAGUUACAAAUAGUAUAAGCGAACUUUAUGCUUCAGCCGAUCAAAUAGCUAUAUCGACAUUAUUGGCAAAUAAAGCGGUGGAAAGGUCGUUAUCUUCAAAAUUGGAAGAUGCACGAGAUGCAUUAACAAAUAAGUUGAUUGAUAUUUUGGGCGUAUACAAAUCAGCUAUUACUGGGUCUCAAGGAGCUUCGCCCCAAUUACAAAUUUGUAAUAAUCUGAAAUUGUUGCCUUUGUUAGCACUUGGGCUGCUUAAGCAUGCUGGAACAUAUGGACCGGAUGGAAUAAUUAUGCCACCGUCCUUAAAUUUAAGUAGUGAAAAAUUAGAACGCCAUGGUGCAUACUUAUUAGAGGAUGGCCAAAAUAUUUUUAUCUGGCUUGGUAGACAAGUAGUGCCUCAAUUAUGUAUGGAUUUAUUGAAUGUUCGUUCAUACGAAGAAGUCCAUUCUGGAAAGGUUACCCUAUUGCAACUGGACAAUUCAUUCUCACAACAUGUGAAUGCAAUUAUUGGUAAAACUCGAGAAUCACGGCGAGGUGUUUAUUAUCCUCAUCUUUAUAUAGUAAAAGAAGAUGGCGGUGAUCCAUCGUAG
Molecule: messenger RNA, 1558 nt
Organism: Racocetra fulgida
Lineage: Eukaryota; Fungi; Glomeromycota; Glomeromycetes; Diversisporales; Gigasporaceae
Source: the annotation of a GenBank genome assembly